GCAGAGCAGAUAUCUGGAUGGCUUGGACCACAAGAUUGGAUUUUGGUUCCACUUGGACAAUAUUUGCAGUGAUUUCAGGAAAGAGCAGGUCUGAGGGAUGUGGGGACUGUAGUUACUGUGUGGACCACUGAUUAGCUGUGACCAGUAGAGGGGUCUGUAGACAGAUUCCACAGAGCCAUCGCAUCCGGCUUGAAUUCCUGAGUGGCAGUACCCAGGCUUUGAACACCUUUUUUUUUUUAAAAUCAGUGACUGCAACAGAGCCAACCCUGUUGGCACAGGUGUGGGUGAGCCAGCCCCGAAGAUGUAAGCAUGGGAGACCUGUCCCCCUUACUCAUCUGUCUUGUGGCUUCGUGGGCAAGGGAAAGAUGCCCUCCCCCUCCUGCCCAUCAAUACCUGAGGCAGGUGGGAGAGCUGGCCCUGUGGUCAUAAGAGAGGAUUCAUACAUGUUGUUGUGUAAGUCAGAGAGAGGUAUCUGAAACCAUAAAUGAUGUCUAUAAACUAUGGAGUUUUCUCCAAAGAAUUGGCCUAAGCUCUAGAUCAGCCAAGGAAGAUGGAAAACAAAACGCCAGGCUCCACUCUGCAGACAGAAGUGCUGUCCCUGUAGCAUCUGAUACCACUUCCCAGACACCCACACAUCUGCAGGAAGUGCCUCCCAGGUCUGGAUGGAGAGUGGUUCUCCAUCCCUCUGUCCCAGGAAAGGGGACAGUAUGGCUCUGACCACUACGUAUGGAUUAUGGUAUAUGUACCCUCAUAUACACAGGCAUAGAAACAAAUACAGAAAAAGAAAGAAAAAAAGGAAAAAGGAAUCCUCAGCCUGCUACAGAUGACAUGUGGAACUAUGUCUCUGUAACCUCCACUUGUGAAUCUGAUGGGCCUCAGAGUUGUCCAGAGGCAGGGCCUGGAGGGUGAGUCCACACUAAUUUCUGCUGGAGGCUGUGGGAGUAUACAGCAGAUGGCAAUUAGUAAUUCAGGUGUCGACCCACCAGGUGAAUAACUCUCUGAUGGAGGAACCUCAUCAAGCAAGGCUUAAGGGACCACAGACUCUGAAAACUGGCUGCUUCUCUCUGGAAUUUUUCUCUUGUGCCAUUAAUUUCUUCCCUAAGAGCAGCUAUGGGUAUUUUCCCCAUUGCUUGUAUGUUUAUCUUGUGCAUAUUCCAUCUAUUGGGCAUACAUAUAUCUGUGGAUGGCCAGGAAGAUGAUUUCUGCUUAGGCGGUAUAAUUCUGAUGAAUAGAAAUAAUACUAGGAUAUUUUUCAUAAACUCAGACAGACGUAAGAAAAUGACAGUAUUCUCAGCUACAAAGUCAGCUUUUUCUAAUCCAAAAUAGACUAGUUGCCCCUGGAGACAAAUUACACAGGGCUGAGUUCCCAAGGGUCUGUUGGUUGAACCAAAGUCAGGCUGAUAACAUUAAGACAUAAACUCCCAGCAGCAAUUGACUUUCUGCACAUACUCCUAACCACAAGGUUCAGCCAAUAACUGUCUAUUAUUUCAGUCCUGAAUUUCAAUGUAACUGUCUGGGAACCCUAACCACUCAGAGCUAUAUGCCUGCUUUCCUCACCGUGCCCGGUCAGCACGAACUCCCUAGCCUGAAAGACACUGUGUGACUUACCAUGUGUUAUUAGAAUGGGUCGGACCCCAUAUAUGUAAUUCAUAACUGUCCAGAGUUUGGCUGUUGAAGGAGGUGUGUGUAGAGAGAGCUGCUGUGUAGAGCUGUGUGUAGAAGGUGUGUGUGCAGAGAGAGCUGUGUAGAAGAGGAAUAGCUAUGUAGAAGAGAGAGCUCUAUAGUGUAGCUAUAUAGAAAAGGGAUGUAGAAGAGAGAGCUCUAUAGUGUAACUAUAUAGAAAAGGGAUGUAGAAGAGAGAGGUGUGGGUAGGAGAGAAAUGUGAGUAAAGAGAGAUGUGUGGAGAGAAGAGAUGUAACUGUGUAUAGAGACGUGUGGCUGUGCAGGAGAGAGAUGUAUGUAUGUAAAGAGAGAUACGUAGCUGUAUGUAAAGAAUGAAACUGUGUAGAGACAGAUUUUCAGAAAGAGAUUUUUUUUUUAUGGUGGAAUUACCACCAGAAAGUGUGUUUCCUUACUUACUCUCAGAAAGUCUAGUCCUCGCCAUUGAUGGUUUUGCAUACCCUGGAGACGGUCUUGGAGCUGGCUCUCCCAAAGGCUGCCAAUAAAUUUCCCUCCAAUAAACUUAUUUAAACAAAUAAAAGUAACCUUCCUACAGAGAAUAUGCUUCCACUGCUGGCCCUCUGCCCUGCCUGCUGAGUGAGCACCAUGUUGAAGAUCCAACCAGCCUCCUCAGGAGCAAGGGAAGCCUGGGUCCCCAGAAGAGGCUGUAGCACCUGAGUUCAUUCUAGGGUCGGAGUGCAGUGGGUCUUCAUGUUAAAUAGAGGCCACUAAGGAGGAGACAGUAGGCAGCAGGUGUGCUCCUUGUUAGUAGACGCAGUCAAGGUAAUUCUGUCAGUUCUGGAUAGGACGCCUGUGAGUUUCAAGCUUGAGCAUGCAGCAGAAUCACCUGAAAUAAUUGUAAAACGUGGAUGCUGAGCCCUACCAGGGUGUUUCUGACUUAGUGGGUCUGAGACAGACCCGCACACCUAACACCCAGGUGAUUCUGUGGCUGCUGGAACCAUACUUCAAGAACUACUCUAGAUUUCAUUUUAAGUGCUUGGGAUUGAACCUCAGACCUGGAACAAAAAAAGCACACACUUUCAAAAUUACCCAUAAGCUUGUAUAAAGUGCCUUUUUUGUUGUUGUUUUGUUUUGUUUUGUUUUGUCAUUUAUUGCUGUGCUUGAGUGGAGGUCAGGAGGCAACUUUCAAUGAUCCUGCAUAUUUGGGGUGGUAUGGCCACAUGCAGAAGGUAACUUCCAGAAAUCAGUUCUCUCCUUCCACCAUUGGGUCCUGAGGAUUGAACCAGGGUCGCCAGGCUUGGUGGCAGUCAUCUUUACCCACUGAGCCAUCACACUGGCCCAGAAAUGAGUCCCACUUCAGAGUCUUUAGUUGAACAAGGUGCCAGGUGAUUAUGCUUAGACUUCCCCUCUGAAUGUUUGGACGUAGAAUUGCUAAGACUGAGUGUUCGGGUGAUAACUGUGGACAGACCUGCAUGGGAAACUCCUGCUCAUCCCUCCCCAUUCUUUAGUUCUUGGAGCAGAUGGAGUAAAAAAACAAGAACCUCCAGCAUGAGACUGGGAGGAACAGCUGCUCCCUAGAACAGGAAAGGGGCAAUGUGGUGCCUCCAUGGUCUACGAUGCCGUCAGAGGAAACAGAGGCGGAGAGGCUGUGGGGUUGUGAGAACCACAGAGUCUACAGCUGGGAGCUAGGGCUCUGCGGAGUAGCACCUGUGUCUACAAGGGGCUCUGAUCCCCGGGCCUCGCUCUCUGGCCUCUCAGAGCUGGUUAGGACUGCCCGAUCUGGUUUCCCUGAGAGGCAAAGGGCUCCUGCCCCAGUAUCAUGGAGAUGCCUGUCCACUAACAAGCUUAGCUACCUCAGCUUACUCCGAACGCCUCUGGUGAUCCUCCGGGCUGAGAUCUGAACGUGCUAGUAUCUAAGGUGACAGCUAACUCUGUGCACUCCAAGGCCUGACCUGUCAGACGGCCAGCGUGCGAAUUGGCUGAGUGUCCUCACCAAACUUCUGAUGACAAACCCGUUUCUUUCAGAAGUGUGCUUCUGAGAGUCUGCUGAGGAAUGAUGGGAAGUUUGCCCAGCAGAAGGAAAAGCCUGUCCACAAGCGCUAACCCCAGUUCCUCUGGUCCAGUCCAAGGAGCUGUGUCCACACAAGCAGAGAGAAGCAAGGUCACAGCUGUGGCCCUGGGCAGCUUCCCAGCAGGUGAGCAGGCUGGACUGUCUCUGAGACUCGGGGAGCCGCUAACCAUCGUCUCUGAGGAUGGAGAUUGGUGGACAGUCAUAUCGGAAGUCUCGGGCAGAGAGUAUCACAUCCCCAGUGUGCAUGUGGCUAAAGUCUCCCAUGGGUGGCUGUAUGAGGGCCUGAGCAGGGAGAGAGCUGAGGAACUACUCUUGUUGCCUGGAAAUCCCGGAGGGGCCUUCCUCAUCAGAGAGAGCCAGACCAGGAGAGGCUGCUAUUCCCUGUCCAUCCGACUCAGCCGCCCUGCAUCUUGGGACCGGAUCAGACACUACAGGAUACAGCGCCUUGACAAUGGCUGGUUGUACAUCUCACCACGCCUCACCUUCCCCUCACUCCAGGACCUGGUGGACCAUUACUCUGAGUUGGCAGAUGACAUCUGCUGUGUCCUCAAGGAGCCCUGCGUCCUGCAGAAGCUUGGCCCACUACCUAGCAAAGAUCUCCCUCUCCCUGUGACUGUGCAGUCGGCAUCACUCAACUGGAAAGAGCUGGACAGUAGCCUGUUUUUGGAAGCACCUGCCAGUGGGGAGGCAUCUCUUCUCAGUGAGGGCCUCCGAGAAUCCCUCAGCUCCUACAUCAGCCUGACUGAGGAGAACUCCUUGGAUGAUGCCUAGUCCAAACAGAAAGUCAAAGGGGAACCGAGGUCGUGUCGUCACCUAGGACUCCAGCUCGGGCAAACCUGAUGAAGCACCCCAGAGGCAAGGCUGGGAAUGCAGAGGGCUGGGCUGGGAUGCAGGCACAUCCCGGGUCCCACCUGGACCUUCUGCUCUUUCCUCUCUAGAGGAUAAGAAGUCAUUUAUCUCCUCCCAAGGCCUCGGACCCUCCUACAACCUCUGGUUCACGUGCAUCGCAAUUCAAAGCGGGGCCAGGCCUCUACGGAGAGUAAAUUACUUCUAAGGUUUGAUAAGUCAGUUCCUGAGAGGGAUGUCCAGCACGACUGUGGAGUCCCUUCCCCCAUUGUAACUGCUAAUCAGCCCUACUGAAGGCAGAGAUCGCCACUAGCAUGAAGGAGAGAGAAAGAUUAGGGACGUUCACAAGUCUCUUCAGAACGCACACACAUCUCAGACAGUAGGAUGGUCAGAAAGCGGAGAAGCAGAGCACCUGAGCUUACCACAGCGGCCCCACCUCUUCCCCAAGCAGAGCAAGAGCAAGUCUACAUCUUCCCAUGAUCCCUCACAGCAAGUUGUCUUAGACAGCCAAGCUCUCAGAUCCCUACUCAGUGUUCACCCCCACAUAGCCCAGUCAAACCCGUCUUGCCAUCUGGUGGUCAAACACAGAAUGACAGCGUUUAAGUCUCCCACUGCAGACCAGUCACCCAUCGAAGUGCUGGGCCGGGCCGGGCCAUCAGGUGUAGGCCCUCUGCAAUGUUAAAACCAAGGCAAUAACCUUCACCAAGCCUGACAACCAAAAGGAGAAAGAGGCC
This is a messenger RNA of Peromyscus californicus insignis, 5271 nucleotides long. RefSeq names its product Src like adaptor 2 (gene Sla2). The record is from RefSeq and is a predicted model, not a curated record. Gene Ontology annotation, molecular function: protein binding. The transcript is spliced from 8 exons. The coding region runs from base 3674 to 4462 and encodes 262 amino acids. Lineage: Eukaryota; Metazoa; Chordata; Mammalia; Rodentia; Cricetidae.